Chlorocebus sabaeus (green monkey) is the source of this 3021-nucleotide messenger RNA. It is a transcript of the gene OPA3, whose product is annotated as outer mitochondrial membrane lipid metabolism regulator OPA3. Gene Ontology annotation, cellular component: mitochondrion. Gene Ontology annotation, biological process: regulation of lipid metabolic process. Lineage: Eukaryota; Metazoa; Chordata; Mammalia; Primates; Cercopithecidae. The record is from RefSeq and is a predicted model, not a curated record.
ACUGACGCACGCAUGGCCACGAGAGGGCGGGGGAGGAGUGAAGAGGUUGAGGCGCCCCGCCCAGUCAGCAGGGUUGCGCGUGCCCUGUGAGACCGCCAAGAUGGUGGUGGGCGCGUUCCCUAUGGCGAAGCUGCUAUACUUGGGCAUCCGGCAGGUCAGCAAGCCGCUUGCCAACCGCAUUAAGGAGGCCGCCCGCCGAAGCGAGUUCUUCAAGACCUAUAUCUGCCUCCCGCCGGCUCAACUGUACCACUGGCUGGAGAUGCGGGCCAAAAUGCGCAUCAUGGGCUUCAAUGCCGCUGCCGUCAAGCCGCUGAACGAGGGGGCAGCCGCCGAGCUGGGUGCGGAGCUGCUGGGCGAGGGCAUCAUCUUCAUCACCGCCUGCAGCUGCCUGAUGCUGGAGUACUGGCGCCACCAGUUGAAGCAGCGCCGCAAGGAAAAGGAGCGACGCAUUGCCAGGGAGUCGCUGCGGGGCGAGGUGGGCCACUUGGGGCUGGCGCUCGAGGAGCUGCAGACGCAGGUGCAGGCCACGCAGAUGCAGCUUGCCCUGGAGGAGCUGCGUGCUCAGCUGCAAGAGGUGCGAGCCCACCUCUGCCUCGGAGACCCGCCGCCUGCGCCCCCAGUUGUGCCGGCGUCGGAGAAAUAGGAGGUCUCGGGGCCCUGGUCUUGGAGGUGACUACUGCCUGGACUGAGAAGUCUCCAUCUUGGCCUGUUCUCCGCACUGUCCCAUCCUGGACCGGCCCAGCUGACACCACCCAGUCCUUCCAGGGCGCCGGAGAGAUCCUGGGCUGAAGCCGACCCAACCUCCCUACUAAACUGCCCCAGCGGUACCUUCCACUGGGACUCCCCGCCUCCUGCAGGUGGAACGUUCCAAGAAGGACCCCGCCCUCUCCUACCCCGCCCCUGCCAGCGCAUUGGUUGAGCACUUUGGAGAGACAGCAUCUUUUAUCAGACCCCACCUCCAUCCGGAUAGGUAGGCCAGCAGGACGUCUACCACUUUUGGCAAAAGAAAAUUGGAUUCUGCACCUGGAUUUAGCCACCUCUCAUUUUGUCACCCGCACCCUCCCUCACUUGAGUGGAGCCUUCCCCUAGGACGCUCAUCUUUUGCACCAAACACACCCUACCUCCACCUCAUUGGUACAGACCAUUGUAAAGAUGCACAAAGUUCGUAACGGACUUCCCGACUCGCCCCCUUCCAUCUACCUCAGUCUUAGGGGGAAGGGAGGUGGGGGUGAAUCCUGCACAGUGUUAGCUCCAAUGAGUCACCACCCUGUGGCUCCUGACCUUAAUCCAUCUUAGUACCUGCCAUUGGCAUCCUCCCCUCCCUGAGUGGAUCGAUCCAACAGAACCCCCCUCUUCUUCCACCUAUGGCGCACCCUACUGGCAUGGCUAUGCUGGGUCUUCCAGGGCGAUGCCUCCCAGCCUGGCAUUCUGUAGUCUGUUCCAGCAGGACGUGGCCUUUUGGGAAGAAAAACCCAUCUUGACCAGGGCUAGUCCAUUCUAGCCCACGAGUCCCCAGUCCUGGACCUACUGCUACUGUCCUUUUAUCUGGUCAUCCCUCGCUGUCCUCUUCAGUUGCCUUUGCUGGGGACCGGCCUGUCCCUCUACUACCUAAGUCAUCGUCAGUUCGCCCAACUUCCCUCCAAAUCUGCCCCUCAGAGUACUCAAGGAUCGCCCUUUCUUCCUGCCUUUGGACUGGCCCAGGUCUCCCUCCGCCCUCCUUCAUGCAAAGGCCUCCUCCAGGGGGACUACCCGUCCCUCAGCCCUGAGGUCCCCCUGUCCAAGCAGGGUAUUCCACCAGGCCAUAUGACCUACCCACCCGACAACUGAAGGGGGCGUGGGUGAGCUCUGUGACUCUGAAUGCUACUUUUUAAACAGACUGUCCGCGUGUUAUAAUUAAAGGUGCUCUGGGGUAAAGAUCUUAAGAAUGUGUCUGAGAACCAUGAUGUGCGUCUGCAAAAUGUCAUCGAAAUUAGGAAAGAAGGUCGGACACAGUUGCUCACGCCUGCAAUUCUAGCACUUUAGGAGGCCAAAGCAGGAGGACUGCUCGAGGCCAGGAGACCAGUCUGGGCAACAUAGCAAGACCACAUCUCUACGAAAAACAAAAAUAUUAGCUGGGCGUCGUAGCAAGCGCCUGUAGUCCCAGCUACUUCGGAGGCUGAGGCAGGAGGAUCCCUUGAGCCCAGGAAUUCAAGGCUGCAGUGAGCUGUGAUCCUGCCACUACACUCUAGCCUGGGUGAAAGAGCAAGACCCCAAUACAUUUAAAAAAAAAAAAAAAAGGAAAGAAGCUGGGAAAGUGGUAGAGUAGAGGCAGAGAAUCAUCUUAUGAGCCCUUUCCCAAAUCAGAAACUGAGGCCUGGGGUAAGCAAAUGGACUUGCCCAAAGCCACACAAAGUGAGGCUGCUUCUGCCCCUCCUCCCGCCAGGGUGGUGAAGGGCAGGGUGGGAUGGGGAGGAAAUGGCCUCCUAAGGGGCAUGAGGAGGGAGGCUGGAGGGGCCAGAGAUGUGGCUGCGGGCCUGAGGAUGUGGGAGCAGGUACAAUGUGCAGGAUGGGAAGGAAGAUGAGGGGAAGGUGGAUUCCUGGUCGGAGGCGGGGGUUCUCAGCAGAGGACCAAAUCUUCCUGGAGGGGCAUCGGGGCCGAGCACGCCUCCAUCCCCAUCAGAACAGCCCUUCAAAUCACUCCAGAGAUCUUAGCAUUUAUAAAAACUGGCAGAUUUAUUCUGCAGGGGCCCAUUUUCAAGAAGCUAAAGGUGAAGGUGAGAGGGGAGAAGUUUCCUCCCCUUUUCCUUUCUCCCUCAUCUUAUUUUCUCCAAGGGGUAAAAAUAUGACCUGGACCCCAAAACCUACCCAAAUAAAAAAUCAAAAAACUGAGGUUCCAAAAAGUUACAGCAUCUUAAUUCCUCAUAGAAAAGGGGGAGGAGCCAGAGAGAAGGGGACUCCCUGGGGUGGGGGGAGGCACCCCCAGCCCGGUGAGACAUCACCUCCCCUUAAAUAGCUGCCCCAAAUGGGGCAAGCCCGGGGCUA